This is a messenger RNA of Sorex fumeus (smoky shrew), 1263 nucleotides long. RefSeq names its product MLLT11 transcription factor 7 cofactor (gene MLLT11). The transcript has a single exon. The coding region runs from base 7 to 276 and encodes 89 amino acids. Gene Ontology annotation, biological process: positive regulation of mitochondrial depolarization; positive regulation of DNA-templated transcription; apoptotic signaling pathway. Gene Ontology annotation, cellular component: cytosol; nucleoplasm. The record is from RefSeq and is a predicted model, not a curated record. NCBI's taxonomy places the organism in Eukaryota, Metazoa, Chordata, Mammalia, Eulipotyphla, Soricidae.
GAAGUUAUGAGGGACCCAGUGAGUAGCCAGUACAACUCGUUUCUUUUCUGGAGGAUGCCCAUUCCGGAAUUGGAUCUGUCAGAGCUGGAGGAUCUGGGUCUGUCCGAUGCAUCUACCUACCAGAGCAAAAAUAGCACCACUGGGAAAAUGACCGGGCAAGCCACCGGAGCAGAGCAGAAGACACCCGAAGGUGACGUCCUCCUGGAGUACAGCACCUUCAACUUCUGGAGGGCGCCCAUAGCCAGCAUCCACUCCUUUGAAUCGGAAUUACUCUGAGGCCAAGACUUCUCUCCCUCCACCUGUCCUGUUUUCCCUCCCAAGCCCCUUCCCACCCUUCCCCCAUUUUAAUCUUGCUACUCCCCUCUCUCGCGUGGAGGUGGUGCCAGAGUUGUGUUGUAUUUAUUUAUUUAUUCAUGUAUUUAUUUAUUUAUGGAUUUGUCUUACUGAUUUCUCUCAAAACCUUCAAGGCACAAAAGGGUUCAAGCCAAGUCUUUGUUCCCAGAUAUUAAUUCCAGGAAAGAGGCCUGAUGGGGGCACCCAAGAGUAAUGCAGGAGUUUAAAAUGGAGGGCUAAUUUUUCCCCCAUUUUAAUCAGCUUCAGAUUGCUCAGAUCUCCUAAUGUCUUGCAACUGGGAGUAAACACUAAGAGUUCUUUAAGGGUCGAUGAAAACAUUUGCAGUUUUAAUUUGAUAUUUGCUGCGAGAACGGUGGAUUUCUAAGAUUGCUUAUCGAUCCUGCUUGUUAGACGCUUGCAGAGAAAGUACAGGAGGUGGUAUAAAAUGAGAUUGUACAUCAUGUGAAAUGGGGAGGGAAAGGCACGAAACUAUUUCUGAAAUUGCCAUAUUGCUAGAUUGAGCCUGUCCACUUUACAACUUUGCUCCUGUGCGCUGAAAAAUGCCGAGAAAAAGAAUUGAUUUUCGGGGCUAGGGAUAUGCGGUUCUUCCUGGCUAUGAGCCUCUGGAUUUGAUUCCCAGCAUAUAUUAAAAAGAAAGUUAAGAUCAAAAAGAGAGAAAACUACUAAUUUCAGGUCUCAAGACGCAGUCGUGCUGUUAUAAAAGUUCCGAGCAGCAGAGCGUUGGGUGACUAGUAUUUGAUUGCCUUUGAUAAUUUACAAAGCCCAGUUGACAAUUGGACCUGUCAGUUGUGUAACAUGUCAGCACAGGUCUUGAGCUCACUGGAGACCUUGAGAUGCAGUUUUCCUGAUCGGACACCUUGUCUCCCUCCUCCCCAGGACGACUGCUGCCAACUUGUGCCAUUCACUUUU